AUGGCCAAAGCGGCUCUUGAUCAGUACACUCGAGCUGUGGCCAUCGACCUGAUUCAGUACGGAGUACGUGUAAACUCGGUGAGCCCUGGAGUCGUAGCAACUGGGUUCGCUGGUGCCAUGGGAUUGGAAGAUCAAGCGUCAAAAAAAGUGAGUGACGGAAAUCAGGCCUCCAAAAUAUUGAAGAAAAUUCAGUUCUACGAAUAUUUGUCCAGCGAGAGAAAGGCGAUACCGGCGAUGGUUGCUGGGACUCCAGAGGAUAUUGCCUGGAUCAUUUUGUUUCUUGCUGAUCGAAAAAUGUCUUCAUAUAUCAUUGGACAAUCGAUAGUUGCCGAUGGAGGAACUACACUGGUUCUGGGAAUUGAUUUUAAAGAAGCUAUGCAAUGA
Molecule: messenger RNA, 384 nt
Organism: Caenorhabditis briggsae
Lineage: Eukaryota; Metazoa; Nematoda; Chromadorea; Rhabditida; Rhabditidae
Exons: 1
Coding region: 1-384 (127 amino acids)
Source: RefSeq, a predicted model, not a curated record